Molecule: messenger RNA, 1266 nt
Organism: Fusarium sp. VM40
Lineage: Eukaryota; Fungi; Ascomycota; Sordariomycetes; Hypocreales; Nectriaceae
Source: the annotation of a GenBank genome assembly
AUGGUCACCACAUCAGCAGCAUCAGCCAUCAGCGCUAUAGAGCGCACAUGCUCUGUACCUAGUCUUCUUGGCUCCCUGUUUAUUAUCUCUACCUUCUGUUCAUCCAAGCUGUUUCAUAAGCCUAUUAGCAGAAUGCUCUUCUAUGCCUCUUUUGGAAAUAUGAUGAGCAAUGUCGCUACUCUUAUAUCCAAGAGUUUUAUUCAUCAACCCGAUUCUGCUGGGUGUCAAAUGCAGGCAUUUCUAAUCGAGACAUUUAUGUUUGCUGAUGUCUUUUGGGCCCUAGCUAUGGCAACGAAUGUAUACCUCACUUUCUACCAUCGAUUUGACGGCGUCAGGUUACAUAAAAUAGAGCCACUUUACAUCGCCUUAUGUUACGGCAUUCCUUUCAUCAUAGCUAUCACAUUCCUCUUUGUAAGGAAUAAAGACGGGGCUCGCGCAUACGGGAAUGCGAACUUGUGGUGCUGGCUUACAGUAGAGUGGGAUGCUUGGCAACUUGCCACUUAUGGACUGAUCUGGCUUAUCAUAUUUAUAGCCUUUGCUAUAUAUGUCCGCGCUGGGAUUACGAUCUAUAAAUGGAGGAAUCGCUUGCAUGGCUUCUCAAAUUCGAACGAGUUGAACACUUCGUCCCAAGUCGCGCCGAACUCAGAUCUCCCGGGCAUUGCCAAGACCACUAAGAUCACCAUUACAACUUCAGAGUCUGCUUCGUCUGAUCUCGGCCAGCCUUUUCCACCCGCAACUCGACCCGAGCCAGUUCAUUCAGCCAAUAUUUACACUGGUCUUGCUCCGCCCGUAGCAAAUUCUUCUGACCAACGAAACGUCACGACACAGCACUUGGAUCGCAAAAGACGCAACCCAAGUGAUGAGGCAGCUAUGGCUUAUGCCAAGUGCGCCCUCUUGUUUUUCACAGCAAUGCUUAUCACCUGGAUUCCUGCCAGCGCGAAUCGUCUGUACGUUCUUGUUAACGGUGAGGCAUCCGUGAAGUUAGGAUAUCUAAGCGCCUUUGUGCUCCCUCUGCAGGGCUUCUGGAACGCCUUGAUCUACUAUUAUACGUCUCGAGCCGCGUGUAAGCAGAUUAUUGCUAGUUUACGGACUGGAUGUCGCCGCCUAGAGGAAAGCGAUCCCAACGGGUCUAGCUUUGCUGACAGAAUCAAUGCUGCCGACAUGAAUAAUGAACCGGGUUUUCAGUUAAGCCAGAUAAGAGCUACCAAGAGGGUCCAUGAUUUCGGGGAGACAGAGAGCACCACAUCACUAACAACGAGGGCUUAA